AUGAAGUCGUCGCAGCAUCAGCAGCUGAUCGGACAGCUGUCUGGUUGCGUGGCGGAGCUGCCCCCCUGCCUCCCAGACGAUGUCCAAGUGCUGGGAUGUGUCAUGUCGGCGCCUGUGUUCAAGCUCUUUGUUUCGAGAGUUAGGCAGAGCACAAAAAAGAGGCGCAAGAAGUUGGACAUCACCAUGGAGGAUGGGGUAAACCACAGGGCCAAAAUGCUGAGCGGGGUGCUGGAACUGAUCGGCUGUGCGCCCAAGCGUCCAAUCCCCAAGCUAGGCUGGAUGCACCUACCUGAAGAUGUGCCCUGCAGCCCCCUGUUUGAGGUCUACAAGGUGACCGCCAGUGACAGGCGGGUUGGCCUGAGGGGCCACAGGGGCCUGCGCGCCGUGCAGGACAUACCUGCAGGCACAUGCCUUGGUCCUUACCGCUGCCUUGCCCUGGUGCCAAAGGCCAUGGAGCGGUAUUGCAAGACCCCCCCGCCCCACUGGAAGGCCAAAGUGCAGGACGGGUCCAGCCCCAAGGCAAUCUGGAAAUACCUGGUUGACAUGUAUGCAGUUGACAUCGCAGUCAAUGUCAAUGGUGUGGAGCAUGGGUUUGGGGUUUCGGCAUUUGCUUAUGGAAACAAGACAGCGCUAGUGAAUGAUGCAUGUGUGAAUCCGGCAGGGUAUCCACAACCAAGGCACAGAUUGGUUGUUGGGGAUCAGAAUGCAGACCUGAUUCCUGUCUAUGUUUGUGGCUUUCCAUUUUUGUUCCUGUUUACAGUAGAGGACGUCAAGGCAGGGGACGAGUUGCUGUACGAGUAUGGGAUUGAGUACUGGGACUGCAUCAGGGAGAUGUCCAAGACCCUGGAUGAGACAGACCGCCGCAUAGUUAACAGCUUCAUGCUUUACGAUGCCACAGAAGUUCCCUGUAUGGUAGAGACUCGAAAAAGGAAGGCACAGCCUCGAUGUGUGCGGGAGAGGACGAAAUCCAGAGCAGCAAAGCGAGUAUGCCGACGGCCAUCGCCGCAGACUGAUGGCCCCACCUGUGCCCUGGAAAGGAAACUGAAGGAGAUUCAGAAUUUCAAGAUCGCUGCCAACGAGGAGGAAAACGUUCUGCUCCAGGAGGCGAAUCUGUUGCAUGCUCGCUUUGCGCAACUUGCACAGCGAUAUGCAAAGCUGCAGGAGCUGAAUUUGCAUAUCCGAGCAAUGGAGGAGAACUGUGCUGAUGGCAUAUGA
Molecule: messenger RNA, 1215 nt
Organism: Ostreobium quekettii
Lineage: Eukaryota; Viridiplantae; Chlorophyta; Ulvophyceae; Bryopsidales; Ostreobiaceae
Source: the annotation of a GenBank genome assembly